Dentiscutata erythropus is the source of this 1005-nucleotide messenger RNA. NCBI's taxonomy places the organism in Eukaryota, Fungi, Glomeromycota, Glomeromycetes, Diversisporales, Gigasporaceae. The record is from the annotation of a GenBank genome assembly.
AUGCAGCAUUACUCUUCUGUAAAUAAUGACUAUAUUUUAUUUACACCACAGCCCUCUUUGCGACGCGUAAUAAACCGUCAUAGCAAAGAUUCCCUACUUAGAAUCGUAAAAAAAUGGCUUGAAAUACCGCAACUUAUUCCGAAAUAUCAAUCAAGUUCUGAGGAAAAUAAUGAAUAUCAACAAACAAGAUUAUGGCAAAUUUACGAAAAGUUAUCUGGUGGCAAGAAAAAAAUUGUUGAUAAAAUAUAUUUUGAUGAUUGGUGGAAAGCUUUAAAACUUUGUUGGGAUAACGGUAUUGUAAUUAAAGAAAUAUUUCGUUCAACAUUAUCAAAGCAUCUUUCGCUAUUUUUUGUAAAUCAUCUUUACAUCGAAGUUUAUGAUAAAAAUUGGUGGUUGCGCAUUAGUAUUCAUGAUAGUACCUCACAAAAUUCCCUCCCAAUCAACACAAACAUCAUUUACUUGAUAUAUUUUACCAAUUCCGAACAUUUAUUGUGCAGCAAUGUUAAGCGUGAACAUAAAGAAUUUAUAUUGCAGAGUUUGUUGAAAACUUUUGCGUGUCAGCAGGUUGAAGAAUGUGAAUUGAAGGGAAAAUAUGUGAAUUCUUUAGAACAAUUAUUAUUACAUCAAAAAUCCCAAGGAAUCUACAGUCAAUAUCGAUUAAAUCAGGUUGAUAAUAGUCCGCUAGAACAUAUUUCAAAAAGAUCCAAUACAGAUGCUCAAUUGAAAUCGAAAGAUAAUGCAGUAGAUGAUAAUUUUGGUCCCAAUGAACAGCCAUCUCUUGAUGUUGUUGAGAUUAAGUUGGAUAUGCCGUUUAAUACAUCCGAUGAUAAUCAACCUGAAGAGACACCGAUAUCGACAACAAUCGUAUUUAAAGGAUCAAAUGUGAUCGAAGGAAUUAAGAAGAUGGUGACUUCUGGAUAUGCUGUAUCUCCAUUACCAAAGUUUUUAGUAGAACUACAUAGUAACAGUAAGAAUUAUAUAGAAGUUGUCCAACAAGAAGACUAA